This is a messenger RNA of Pichia kudriavzevii, 870 nucleotides long. RefSeq lists its product as uncharacterized. Gene Ontology annotation, cellular component: preribosome, large subunit precursor; preribosome, small subunit precursor; nucleus. The transcript has a single exon. The coding region runs from base 1 to 870 and encodes 289 amino acids. Gene Ontology annotation, biological process: rRNA processing. Lineage: Eukaryota; Fungi; Ascomycota; Pichiomycetes; Pichiales; Pichiaceae. The record is from RefSeq and is a predicted model, not a curated record.
AUGGCGAUGAAGACGAAUGCGUUUGUGAGACAACUAGCAUCCAAUAAGAGACAGGUGAGGGAGAAUGCGCUUUCCACCUUGAAGAAAUUCUUGUCUCAUGAGGAGAAGGCCAAGAAGCUCGAUAGUAACGACCUCAAGAAGUUAUGGAAGGGUUUGUUUUACACCAUGUGGUUCUGCGAUAGGCCACUGCCGCAGCAGAGACUUGCAAACUCGUUGGCGAGUCUCUUCAGCGAAGAUAUAGUUGAUGAGAAGUUUUGCGACUUUGUUGAAGCGUUUUGGAGCAUUAUGAUGAAGGAGUGGAAAGAGCUUGAUAAGUGGAGGCUGGACAAGUAUCUGAUGUUGAUGAGGUAUGUCGUCAGAGAGUGUCUUGUGAGGUUGAGACAGAACAAGUGGGACGAACAAGCCGUUGAGACGUAUUUGAGCUGUUUGAAGAAGGUCGUUCUAAAGGAUGACGUCAAGGCCUCACGUGCCAUUACUUACCAUAUUAUCGAUGUGUGGGUGGACGAGUUAGAACGGGUGAUAUUUGGCGAUGACGAUGACGAUGACGAUGACGAUGACGACAACGACAACGACGAUACGCAUACAAGUGAACAACGGGUCAAGCUGAGAAAGGAGAUACUUGAGCAGGAAAAUGUUCCAAUGGACGUCCUGCUAGCUCCCUUCAAGGAGCUAGCUACUCGUGGCCACAGCGAGGCACUCGUCAAGAGGGUACGACUCGAAGUUCUAAGGGACGAACGUCUCGUUGAAUUGGACAUUGACUUGUCUGUCCAGGGAGACCACAAGCAUACACAGGCGGACGGUUCCGAUUCUGCAGAAGAAGAAGAAGAAGAAGAGGAAGAAGAAGAAGAAUGGAAAGGAUUUGGCAACUGA